CCCGGGUGGUGGUGGUGGCCAAAACCACCUGGUAUGAGUUCGAGCAGCAGCGGUACCGCUACGCGGAGCUCUCGGAGGAGGACCUGAAGCAGCUGCUUGCAUUGAAAGGCUCUAGCUACAGUGGACUACUUGAACGACAUCACAUUCACACCAAAAACGUAGAGCAUAUUAUAGAUAGUUUACGGAAUGAGGGAAUUGAGGUUCGUCUAGUAAAGAGGAGAGAAUAUGAUGAAGAAACUGUUCGAUGGGCAGAUGCCGUCAUAGCUGCAGGAGGUGAUGGCACAAUGCUUCUGGCAGCAAGUAAAGUCUUAGACAGACUGAAGCCAGUUAUUGGGGUAAACACGGAUCCAGAACGGUCUGAGGGUCACUUAUGUCUGCCUGUUCGAUACACACAUUCCUUCCCAGAAGCCUUACAGAAGUUCUAUCGUGGUGAGUUCAGGUGGUUAUGGAGGCAACGAAUCAGGUUAUACCUUGAAGGGACUGGCAUAAAUCCUGUUCCUGUGGACCUUCAUGAACAGCAGCUCAGUUUGAAUCAACAUAGUAGAGCAUUUAACAUUGAAAGAGUUCAAGAUGAAAGGUCUCAGGCUUCAGGACCUCAGCUUUUGCCUGUGAGAGCACUAAAUGAAGUCUUCAUUGGGGAGAGUCUGUCAUCCAGAAUGUCUUAUUGUUGGGCUGUAGCAGUGGACAGUUUAAGAAGAAGUAUACCCACUCUAAAGGGACUGGCUUCCUACUAUGAGAUUUCAGUAGAUGAUGGUCCAUGGGAAAAACAGAAGAGUUCUGGGCUCAAUUUGUGUACGGGGACAGGAUCAAAGGCCUGGUCAUUCAAUAUUAAUAGGGUUGCAACUCAGGCUGUGGAAGAUGUUUUAAAUAUUGCAAAGCGACAAGGAAAUUUGAGUCUUCCAUUGAACAGAGAAUUGGUAGAGAAAGUAACAAAUGAAUAUAAUGAAUCACUGCUCUAUAGUCCAGAAGAACCAAAAAUACUUUUCAGUAUUCGAGAACCAAUAGCAAACAGAGUUUUCUCAAGCAGUCGUCAGCGUUGUUUCUCUUCAAAGGUUUGUGUUCGUUCUCGUUGUUGGGACGCCUGUAUGGUUGUGGAUGGAGGAACUUCUUUUGAGUUUAAUGAUGGAGCAAUUGCUUCGAUGAUGAUCAAUAAAGAAGAUGAGCUUCGAACUGUACUUCUAGAACAGUGAAGGAUUCCCGCAGAUGACAAAUUUCAAUUACUAAAAAAAUAGUUUGUUCUGCAGAAACAGACCUCCAGGCAUUCAGCUACACUUUUUGGUUACUGUUGAGACUGGCUGCCCUGGGUUCGAAGGCGACAGAGAGAUUUGCAUUAUCCUUCUGUUGGAUUCUGAUAGAAAAGAGAUGUAAAAUAGAUGGGCUGAACUGAGUAGAAUUGAUACCAGCGAAAUUUUCAUACUGCUCACAGUAACCAAGAAUGCUGAGAUCUUUUUAAGUUUAGAGAGGCAGGUUUAAAUAAAGGAUUAACUGUUUAGGAUUUGGAAUUUAACUGUACAAGUGUUUUUUCCUUCCCUUUCCUUCUAACUUUAUGGAAUUGGUCAGACCAAACACAUUAUUUGAUUAAUGCAUAUUUUUUAUAGUAUCUAAAAAUCAAGAUUUAAAAAAAUUUUUGAUGAUGGAGACUUUUGAUAAAUCCUGACAUUAACCUAAUUGAAAUAGGUAAAUGUGUUUUUAUAUGUGCUAAGAAUUUUCUAAUUUCAAAACACAAUGUUAUUUGCCUCUUUAUUAAUUUAAAAGUUUCAAAUAAUCAUUUUUGAAAUUAUUUAUAGGUGAAUGUUUUCAUUUGACUUUUACUCUGGUUAAUUUCAACAACUGGGUGAAAUACAUAUAUUGGUACAAAAUCAUGAUACUGUUACAGAUUUAUUAGUUAUCCUGUGGCUUGUACAUCAGACAUUUAAAAAAAGUGACUUGAGUCUAACAGAAGUCUUCCAUCUUUAAAACUUUCUAACAUGGGUUCAUAGAAUAAAAGGAUACACUAAUAAGAUGUGUUCUGCUAGGAGUUUGGUAGAAUCUUUAAAAAAAUGUUUUCAUCUACUGUUAGGAACAUUGUCAGAAAGAAUGAAUUCUUCAGUAAAUAUGUAAAACAGUAGUUUUGCAGUUUUCACUUGGCUUCUAUUCCAAGUUUUACAUAAUAGGUUUGUAGGAUAAUUUGCUAUUGCUUUUUUUUUUUCACCAUUAUGAGAAUUCCUUUAUUUUUGGAGGAAUUAUUUUGAUCUAAUUCUGAUCUGCUUAUAAUAAGUAAUCCUAGAAUUUUCACAAAAAGCUCCUACUGCUGCAUAAUGAAGUAUUUGGUAUUUUCAUGCCAUUUAUUCAAAGUCAUGUUUUUUGUUUUUUGUUUUUUUUUUCACUUGCCAGUGAAAAUUUUUGUUCAGUAGCUGACAAAUACUUACUGAACACCCACUCUGUGCCAUGUAUUACCAUGUCAGGUGCUGGAUAUUUGUUGAAUGAAACAGACUCUGUUCUUAAAGAAUUUGAACCUGGUGAGAUCAGAAGUAAAUUCUGAAAGCUAGGACUUAUAGUGAGAUCGAGUGCUCUUGCCAACCCUUAACAUGUUGCUUUUAUAUUAUUUUUAUAAACAUUAGUGUAUAAAAGUUAUCUGCAUUUUGUUGUAUAUCCAGAAGAAGAAUCUGUUUUUCUUCUUUUCUUAGUUAAGAGUAUCUGCAUAGACACUUACAGCAAGGAAUUUACGUAAUGCCUUAGAUAGACAUGAAAUAAAAUUGUGUUUUCCCAGGCUGGAUCUCUAGUUUGUGUUUUGUUUUUCCCUUAGAUAACAUACAUAAGAUACCACUUUAUAAAGACGUCAAAUUGUACACUAUAUAAAUUCAUCAGGCUUAAAAUAAUUUUGAAAAAAAAAAUGCCCACUCUUAUCCUUAAUAUCUCAAAGAAAUCUGAUUGUCCAAGUGCUUCCAUAGUUCUAUUAAUAUAAAACAUAUUAAUAGAUAACCUGCUGUGUAAAAUUGUUAAGCCAUAUUUUAGGUGUUUUAAAAAAAUACUUAAUGUGUUUCAUUUGCUACAUAACUUCUAACAUUUCUGCUCUGUGGUGGGAAUUUAUCUAUAUGAGGUGAGAGACAAAGGAUGUUAGAGUAGCAAAACAAAUUUUUAUGAAUGAAUUAACUUUUAAUGGCAAUUGUAUGUGAAUAAAAUCAAACCAUUGUUA
This is a messenger RNA of Tupaia belangeri chinensis (Chinese tree shrew), 3175 nucleotides long. It is a transcript of the gene NADK2, whose product is annotated as NAD kinase 2, mitochondrial. Gene Ontology annotation, molecular function: NAD+ kinase activity. NCBI's taxonomy places the organism in Eukaryota, Metazoa, Chordata, Mammalia, Scandentia, Tupaiidae. The record is from RefSeq and is a predicted model, not a curated record. Gene Ontology annotation, cellular component: mitochondrion. Gene Ontology annotation, biological process: NAD+ metabolic process; NADP+ biosynthetic process.